GGAAGGAGCUUUUUGACAGAUGGCUAGAUUCCUUCUUCUCUGUUGCCUCUUCGCGGCGGUGCUAACGUCAUCAUUGACGGAGGCCGGCGACAAUAAUCAAGUCUACUCGCCUUGUUCAGAUUCUACUGUUGCGAUCGGCGAUGGAUUCACUUUCGGCAUUGCCUUCGCGGCGAGAGAUUCUUUCUUCAGUACAAAUCGUUCCGAUCAUGUUCAGUACUCUCCCUGCGAUCGUAGCCGUCUCUCGCUCAACGGUAACUCUGAGGUCGCCGUGUUCAGACCUAAAGUCGAUGAGAUCACUCUCCUUACCAUCAAUACCUCUAGUUCCUCCAGUUUCCGUCCGGAUGCUUCAAAGGGAUAUAUGGUAGCAUUCGCUGGUGCAAAAUACGCUGCAAGAUCAAUCCCAAUUAUGGUUGCAGACAGCAAUCACAUCGUGACAAGCUUCACCCUUGUUCUUGAGUUCCAGAAGGGCAGGCUUGAGGAAAUGUUCUGGAAGAAAGACGGAUGCUCGAAAUGUUCUGGAGAUUCGAAAUUCGUGUGCCUCAACAAAGAAGAAUGUGCAAUCAAGACGCAAAGCUGCAAGAACCAAGGAGGACAAGUAGAUUGUAGCUUGGGGAUCCAAUUGGCGUUUUCAGGCACGGAUAAGCACUACACUGCGUUGAAUUCGUGGUAUGAGGUUGCAAAUCUGAAGCAGUACUCGCUCUAUGGCCUCUACUCCAAUCUUAAGGACUCACUAACCAACCCAUUCAAAAACAUCUUCUGAUGACUUUCUUUCUCCUUUGUGUGGUGCUACUCUUGUAAUUUUGUAUUAUUUUUCUCGCCUUCUUUCUUUUGUUUUAUUUCUUUCCUAUGAUUUAUGCUAUAUAUUGUAUUUUAUUACUUGGCGUGUAACAUUUUCAUGAAUUAAAUAGUCAGAAUACUC
This is a messenger RNA of Arabidopsis arenosa, 919 nucleotides long. NCBI's taxonomy places the organism in Eukaryota, Viridiplantae, Streptophyta, Magnoliopsida, Brassicales, Brassicaceae. The record is from the annotation of a GenBank genome assembly.